Phytophthora nicotianae INRA-310 is the source of this 2699-nucleotide messenger RNA. RefSeq lists its product as hypothetical. The transcript has a single exon. The coding region runs from base 122 to 2620 and encodes 832 amino acids. The record is from RefSeq and is a predicted model, not a curated record. Lineage: Eukaryota; Oomycota; Peronosporomycetes; Peronosporales; Peronosporaceae.
UAAAUAUCGUAGAAUUGUAGUAGCGAAUUCUGUACAGAGAUGGGUUGACUGCCUGGCUCAAUUUGCUGACGCCACGUACCGCAAGCGGCGGAGAGCGCUCACUUCUCAUCUGUCGUUGACAAUGAAGGCACCAAAGCAAGGAAUCAGUCCAUGGAAAGGAUGGGCCUUCGUCUACGCUGUUGUGCUCUUCACCUUUUCCAUCUAUCGUUUUACAGCUCUGAGCUCUCUAAUCAAGAUAUACGGAAGUGCUGAAGAGGGUACAGCUAUCGUCGUGUUUGGGAUAUUGGCCCUUGGAUUCUUGGAGGAUUUCGUCUGUGCGACGUAUUUUGCGUCUAUUCUGUGGCUAUUUGACACAUUCCUAAAGCCUCGCGUCCUCAAAUUCUACAGCAAUGCAGUCGUUGCGCGAGCUAGUGUCAAGAUCUUGACAUUUCUGGUGUCAUGGCUACUUUUUGUAGCCAUGAUGAUCCCUUUUGUCGCUGACGUGGUCAUCGUUCGUCUACGGGAGAUGCGCUUCUCGUUCGACCUUGUCACGAUGGUGAUCGAAGAGAAGGACCACGCAAACGCUGUUGCAGUGUCCAAUUCACAGAUCAUUGACGUAAGUCUGAACGUGGUUGCUCUCGUUAUCAUGGCUACAUUUUUUGCCGUUGUACGAACUUGGAUGGUGUGGGCUACUCUCUCAAGUUGGAAUCCAACGCAAUUGAAGUUAUUUAACACUAACAAACACGGACUGCACGAGUAUAAUGCUUUAGACGCAGCUGAUCACCCGAUGGUACAUGAUCUUGAUAGUCCUUGUGUCGAUGCAGAGCCUGAAUCAAUGGAAAACUUGUCGAGGCGUUCAAAAUUUAACGAAGAAAGACGCUCUGGCAACGAUUCCAAGUACGUGGCGUUGGCGAUUAAAGAAGACGCGGAGAUUUUGGAGACUGCAGUGAUGAAGCCGAUGAAAUUUACCGACAAAAGAACAUCCAUUUGCAGCAGAAAAAUGUACAAUUUCGGCCAGUAUUUCAAGACUAUUAGUGCUCUCGUUAGCGGACUGGUAUUAUUUCCCGGUCUUGUGGUUGUGUUGAGUUGUGCGAGCUCACCUCUCGUCGCGUACUCGGCGUUGAAUACGACUCUAAAUGAGUUAUUCAACCAUGUUCUACUGCCCAGUGCAAGUGACAGCAUCACUGGAGGUGCUUGGUUUGAAUCAUUUAUUGACAAAAGUGAAAAACACACAAUGUUUGGGAAUAAUACGUUGUACCGACGCACUACUGGCUUCACUGGAGACCUCGCCUUCGACGUCCAAGUCAACGAGCAAGACCCACCAAAUGUUCUCGUUAUUGUGGUCGAGGCGUUCCGACACCAUGAUUCCCACUAUCUCGUAGGUGACGAGGACCCGUCUAACUUAUUCAAAGGCAGCAACAUCACCAUCACUCCGCAUUUCGACAAAUGGGCCAAGCGUGGCAUCGCACUGCGCAAUUUCUGGUCCAGUUGGCGUACCAGUCGCUCGUUAGAGAGUCUCAUGUUUGGUCAGAUCCCGUUCGAUAGUGCGAUCAAGUCUGGCACCACUAAAGGCCAGCUACAGACCGAAUUGUCUGGCUUACCACAGCUCUUCAAGGCUAAAGGGUACGAGACUUUCUUCACUACUGGCUGCUUGACAAACUAUGAUGGGUGGGAUUUGUUCCUCCCAGCUCAUGGAUUCGAUACAGUUUGGAGUCGAAAUGAGAUGAAAGAACUCGCUGAAAGUACACUCGGUAUUAACCACAGUGAUUGGGAUGGGCCUGAACAUCGAGGACUUAACUGGGGAGUGCACGACGAUUUAAGUUUCCAACUUUUGGGCGAUUUGAUGGUAAAUAAGACAGAAGAACAGAAGAAUCGGGUGUCAAAUGGAGAACCCAAGCAGCCGCUCUUCCUCAACCACUAUACGAUCUCCAGUCACGUUGACUUUAAGCAGCGUCCGAAAUGGUACGACGAAGCCGAGAAACCCGAUUUUUCGGCACUUUAUGAGGGUGAAGAAUACGCCGACAAUAUCAAGAAUUACCUCGAAAUGCGCUACUUUGCUGACUUAGAAAUGGGUAAAUUUCUAGAUCGAAUGGAUAAAGCUGGUAUCUUGAACAAUACUAUCAUCGUUAUCGCGGGAGAUCAUGGUCAGGGGCCAGAAUUUGGCAAUGAUAUUCCGGAAGAUCGAGACGUAUCUGCGACGCGUGUGGCUGGCGCUAUUAUCGCUGAGAACCGACUGGGUGACGCAGCGGGGUUGGUCAUUGACGAUGCAACGGAACAAUACGAUAUUCUAAACACUCUAGCAGAUAUCACUGGAGUGCCUAAAGGUGGUUUUGAGCAAGACGGCGUUGGUCGGUCAUUGAAGCGAAAGAUCGAAUUUGGGGAACGAGUUGUCUACAGCAACAAUCCAACCCGAAAAAUGUCGGUAGUUCGUGGACAUCUGCGUCUUCGCUACGAACGAAUGACCAAGUACGUUUUGCUGCAUGACGCUGACAAAGAUCACGACAUGAAACACGAUUUGUUACCGAAUGUUACAGCAGCAGAACGUGAGGAGUGGAUGAGUUUACGAGACAAAGGACGUCGCAUUAAUUCAUACUAUAGAAAGCGGUGGAGACGAAGAUGCUUGCUCGCUGCAGAAUGCUAACAAAGAGAAAAGAAAACAUUCUUGAGCUGAAAAUACAAUUUUUAGCGUCUUUAAAUAAAUGCAGAUUUUCUACCCCACA